Molecule: messenger RNA, 1773 nt
Organism: Vittaforma corneae ATCC 50505
Lineage: Eukaryota; Fungi; Microsporidia; Nosematidae
Exons: 1
Coding region: 1-1773 (590 amino acids)
Molecular function (GO): DNA binding
Source: RefSeq, a predicted model, not a curated record
AUGAAAAUGAAAGGUGAAAAGGAUAAUAAAAGAACAGAUAAGAGCAUGGAUGUGAGAAGAGAUGGCGCAUCUUAUAUAGCCAAUAACUACAACAGUGGCGAGCUGUGCCAUAAGGAUGCAUCUUCUGCCACAAAAAUGAACAAGGAUGCAGAGAAUGAUAUAUUACAAGCCAAUCAGCAGUUUAAAGGCAUUAGAAAGCCAUCAUGUAUUAGUGAAAAGAUAGCAAAAAACAUUGACAGUAAAAGUGCCAGCUUGAAUAAUAAGCUUAUGCUGCACACUAGUUCAUAUGGACAUGGAUUGCACACACCAACAGUAGAACGACGAGAGUCUUUUGAGCCUUUCAAACAUGCCUAUAGUGUCAUCAACAAAAUAGAUUACCACAGCAGCAGAAAUAAGGUAUAUUGCGAAAAUGUGCUAUGUAGUACAUGUGUCAAAGAGCAAUCAGAAGCAAAUUACUAUACACCUAGAGUUUUUUUAAAAGAUUAUACCUUGAAGGAAGCUAUGAACAGCAGCGCUUUAGACCAUUCAAAUGCGACAUUAAAAGACAAUCUCAAUACCACAGACCUGUACACCUCCGAUGAUGCUUCACACCAGCCUGGCAGCACUUUCACCAAUAAAAGUAAUCCACAAGAAUACUUUUCCGAAGUAGAAAAGGUUUGUGAGGAUCAAACUUCUGUGCAUCCAGACUUCUUUGGUGAUAUGAAAUCUGAGAAAGGCCAGGUGCAUUAUAGAUUAGAGAAAAAAUCGCCAUUGAGCAUUGAGAGCGUCACAUCUCACUCCUACGUAGACUUCAGGGGUAAAAAGGGGCCAGUUAAUAUAAGUGAAAUUGGCGGAGAUGAUAAUAUUAAAGAUAUGCACCGAGAAAUGAGUGUCGAAAGUAACACCUUGGGAAAGCUAAGAAAGAAUGAGGAGAAAGCCCAUAAUAAAAUUCAUAACGACAAGCUAGCCUUACAGGAAAACAAGACGAAAAAGCACCAUAUUCGGCUGAAGAAAAGCCAUACCCCGGAAAAAGAAGGUGUCCAAUCAAAAGAUAUUGAAAAGGAAAUUGCCGAGGGUGGCCAUUUAGAGUCAAAGGAUGACAGCCAUCAAUUUAACGUGUAUAGCUAUAAGUACCCAGUUGAUAAGGAAGACAAAGGGUUCAAUAUAGAUAAAAUGGGAAGCGAAAUUGGGAGUCAUCAGGAUACGAUGCAUUGUGACUCAAAGCAGACACAAGAAAUGAAUGAGCUAGAUGGGACAGAGAAGAGUUUAUUUGAGAAUAAGGACUUGUCUGAAAGCGCAAACUUGGGUAAAGAUACUUUAGAAAAUGUGAAUGAGUCUGAGAGUACUGCUAUUGAAACCUCCUAUCCAGAGGGGUCGGAGUUUAACGAGCCUGAGUUUAACAGUAAUGAGGACAGUCUGGCAAACUAUGAGAUAGAUAUUAAAUGUAUGAGCCCACAGGAAUAUGAGGGAUUAUUAGGGAUUAUCAAAAUGAAGAGAAUAUUUAGGGACCAAUUGUACAAUAGAAAAGGAUAUAAAUACAAGUCAGAAUUUCAAGUCAGAGUGUUAAACGAUAUUUUGAAGAUAACGCCUUAUCCAAAUGCAGAAGUGUUAGAUGCUAUUGGAGUACUUUUAAAUCUGAAGCCCAGAUCUGUUCAAAUAUGGUUUCAGAAUGCAAGACAAGCAGGGGAGGCCCAGGUGAAUCGUGAGCAGUUAAAAGAGUUGAGAAAGACAUCCAAUAUUGAUACAAGGCAAAUAUUUGACAUUUAUUUGAGAAAUAGGAGCUCAAAGGAUUAA